ACUUAACCAAAUGAUAACACCCACUUUACAUGUACUAACCUAACGCAUAUACCUCUACAUCCAUUCUCCUCUCCGUACCUAAUAAAAAGAUAGUUGGACAAACAAACCACUUCAGUUAAUUCGUUUUUUAUUUCAUGUUUUCAUUUCCAUUCUGUUGCUACCCCCCUUUGUGACGCGAAGUACCCCCAACCUAGGCCGCACACACGACUUGUCUCUUCUUCCUCAUCUUUCUACUAGACUGUGUCACACAAAAUUUUUAUAGCUUGUCCCAUUUGGCAAAAAAAUUUAAUCCUAAUUCCUUACACUUGGACAAAAAUGGGACGCAAGAAAUUUGACGACAACUACAUAUCGAAGGACCACAUCAAUGAGUUGUUAAAUUCGCCAAACAUAAUUUAUGAAAAUCCGGACUUUUGGGACAACUCUAUCUUCAACGCGAAACCGUCUCGUACGGACAGGCUUCUGUAUCGAAUAGAAUACAUGCGGGACGGGACAGCCAUAUACUACAAGCGGACGCUGGGGGACUUCAAGAAGUUCUUCUGUUGCUUCUAAUAUGAGAAGGAUUUGGCAGCAGCUCGGGCGCAGAGGGCCCCGUGUCUGUUCGCCUCCUCGUCGGCCAUGUCUCCUUUGAAUUUUGGAUUUUGAACUUUACGCUUUUAACUUUGCCUUUUUGUCGUUACACUUUGAUCUUUCCAUUUUUGCCUCUCCUAUUUUUGCCUCUCCUAUUUUUACCUCUCCUAUUUUUACCUCU
Molecule: messenger RNA, 748 nt
Organism: Plasmodium cynomolgi strain B
Lineage: Eukaryota; Apicomplexa; Aconoidasida; Haemosporida; Plasmodiidae
Exons: 2
Coding region: 316-549 (77 amino acids)
Source: RefSeq, a predicted model, not a curated record